Messenger RNA from Puntigrus tetrazona (Sumatra barb), 1835 nucleotides. RefSeq names its product Sep (O-phosphoserine) tRNA:Sec (selenocysteine) tRNA synthase (gene sepsecs). Gene Ontology annotation, biological process: selenocysteine incorporation; conversion of seryl-tRNAsec to selenocys-tRNAsec. Gene Ontology annotation, molecular function: O-phosphoseryl-tRNA(Sec) selenium transferase activity; tRNA binding. Lineage: Eukaryota; Metazoa; Chordata; Actinopteri; Cypriniformes; Cyprinidae. The record is from RefSeq and is a predicted model, not a curated record.
CAGCGGGAGGAGUUUAAACCCGGAAGUAAACAGCGCCGUUAGAAAGCGAUCGGUUUGAAACUCGUGCUGACUCAGAGAUAACUUUCUAGAAAAUGUUUAAGCUCGCGUCUGCCUCUCUGUAGCGCGACGGUCACGCAGACCCUCGAGAGAAGCCGCGGCCCGGACGCGCAGAUAUAACCCCGAGAUGAACGGCGAGAUCUUCAGCCUGAGCGAGAGGCUCGUGAACUCCUCGUAUGUGCGGCAGGGCCUGCAGGCUCGGCGCGGGCACGAGCAGCUCAUCAGACUGCUUCUGCAGCAGGGUAAAUGUCCCGAGGACGGGUGGAGCGAGGCCACCGUCGAGCUCUUUCUGAACGAGCUGGCAGUCAUGGACAGCAACAACUUCCUGGGGAACUGCGGCGUGGGCGAGCGAGAGGGCCGGGUCGCCUCAGGCCUGGUGGCCCGGAGACAUUACAGACUGAUCCACGGCAUCGGCCGCUCGGGGGACAUCGCUGCCGUUCAGCCCAAAGCCGCCGGCUCAAGCCUCCUGAAUAAAAUCACUAAUUCAGUGGUGCUGGACGUGCUCAGGUUUACAGGUGUCAGGAGCGUGUCCUCGUGUUUCGUGGUCCCUAUGGCCACAGGAAUGAGUCUGACGUUGUGUUUCCUCACACUGAGACACAGAAGGCCAGGAGCGCGUUACAUCCUCUGGCCUCGCAUCGACCAGAAGUCCUGUUUCAAAUCCAUGAUAACGGCUGGCUUUGAGCCCGUGGUGAUCGAGAACGUGCUGGAAGGAGACGAGCUCAGAACAAACCUGGAGGAAGUGCAGAGGAAGAUCGAGGAGCUGGGAGCUCAAAACAUCCUGUGCGUCCAUUCCACCACUUCCUGUUUCGCUCCACGCGUCCCGGACAGGCUGGAGGAACUUGCUGCUCUGUGUGCAAAGCAUGAUAUUCUGAUCCAUAUAGUCAAUGUAUGUCUGUGUGUGUCAUCCAAAUGUCUGUCUGUGCACCUGUAUUCAGCAGGGGCUCGUGUUGGCAGAAUCGAUGCCUUCGUCCAAAGUCUUGAUAAAAACUUCCUGGUCCCCGUUGGCGGAGCCGUCAUCGCGGGGUUUGAUGAGAACUUCAUUCAGGAGAUCAGUAAGAUGUACCCAGGACGAGCUUCUGCGUCUCCGUCUCUGGACGUCCUCAUUACGCUCCUCACGCUGGGAGCCAACGGCUACAAGAAGCUCUUGGCCGAGAGGAAGGAGCUGUAUGGUCACCUGGCACAGGAGCUGAGUGCUCUAGCCGAGAGACACGGGGAGAGACUGCUGCAUACGCCACACAAUCCCAUAUCACUGGCGAUGUCUCUGAAGCGUCUCCAGACACACGGCGCCGCAGCAGUCACGCAGCUGGGCUCAAUGCUCUUCACCAGACAGGUGUCCGGAGCCAGGGUCGUCCCGCUGGGUGUGGAGCAGACCGUGAGCGGACACACGUUUCGUGGCUUCAUGUCGCACGCAGUCGCCUAUCCCUGCCCGUACCUUAACGCAGCCUCCGCUAUCGGAAUAACCAGAGAUGAUAUAACGCUGUGCAUCAAGAGACUCGAUAAAUGCCUCAAGAGCCUCAGCAAAGAAGCUUCCGCAGAGAAGAGUGAGUCAGGAUCACCCGCUGAAGACGUGGAUGACCAAUCCGUGCCCUGAUGCUCUGGGUGAAAGAGUUACAUGCAUAGGAAUCAGUUUUUCAUGUGAUCUUGUUGUAAUAACCUUGUGAGAAUGAUGAUAUAGAAAUGCACUAAUGCAUUUGUUUUUUUCCUCAAUACUCAAUUCAAAACUCUUUGUUUGAUAGUUUACCCUAACUGACAAUAAAUACGUUAUUUUGUCAAUUUAA